AUGCCGGAGCUUUGCGACAUCAGCUACUCACGCGAGGAGUGCAUCGCCGCAGUCCGUGGGUAUUACCAGUUUCUUACCACCCUGUACCUGAAAGAGAGCGAUAUCCUGGAGCCACCAGAAGGAGGCUGGCCCUCGGUUACCCCUAGUGCCAUACAACAGUUGGGCAAGACGGACGAAGUCGCGUCGCUGCUGCGGCAUCUUCCCUAUCUACGCCUACCUGGAAAUGGCGGACCCCAGGCCUUCCCGUACAGCCACUUUGCUAAUUGGGAGGAGGCUUGUACCUACAUAAAUCAGGGCAGGUCAGACCCCGAGGGCAUUAAAGUGUGCUCAGAGGACCAUGGCGCGAAUGAUGUGCCGCCUCGUGUUGUUGGCCUCACAAGUGGCGGGCGGAAUAAUUACCCUCUUCUCCUCGACACAGAGCUCGGCCGAAUCUGGGGCGACCCGUACGACUACGCACCGAUGAGUGAGGCAGAGUGGCGCGCCGAGGGUGCAUACUGGGCCAUCCCAGACUUCUUUGAGAUUCUUAAAGACCAGUUUCGCCGUCUGCUCUUCGUCCCCACUAAUACGCUCAUAGUAAGAGAUGUCUACAACCCACAUUCGGCUGGGAUUAUUGAGUUUCUACAGGGGAUUUAUCGAGAGCAUGGCUGGCCUGACCUUGAACACUAUAACAAGUUGGAAUGUCUCAAAGAUAUACGAAAGCGGCUGAUGGAGAAGUAUCCCGACCAUGUGGACUCUAACGAAGACCCGAACGAAUAG
Molecule: messenger RNA, 756 nt
Organism: Microsporum canis CBS 113480
Lineage: Eukaryota; Fungi; Ascomycota; Eurotiomycetes; Onygenales; Arthrodermataceae
Exons: 2
Coding region: 1-756 (251 amino acids)
Source: RefSeq, a predicted model, not a curated record